This is a messenger RNA of Calliphora vicina (urban bluebottle blowfly), 1689 nucleotides long. RefSeq names its product zinc finger protein ZFP2. NCBI's taxonomy places the organism in Eukaryota, Metazoa, Arthropoda, Insecta, Diptera, Calliphoridae. Gene Ontology annotation, cellular component: nucleus. The record is from RefSeq and is a predicted model, not a curated record. Gene Ontology annotation, molecular function: zinc ion binding; DNA-binding transcription factor activity, RNA polymerase II-specific; RNA polymerase II transcription regulatory region sequence-specific DNA binding. Bases 1 to 1689 code for a protein of 562 amino acids. Gene Ontology annotation, biological process: regulation of transcription by RNA polymerase II. The transcript has 7 exons.
AUGUUUCCAAAUCACUGCCGCUGUUGCUUUACAAAAACUGGAAUUUUACUGUCUUUAACAUCCAAAUCCUCUCACAUGGAUGGUAAAACUUUAUUGGACUAUUUUAAUGUAGUUUUUUGUUCAUUUAAACCAGAACAUGAUACAUCAACAUAUAUUUGCCUAAGGUGCAGCAAAGCAUUGCAAGUGGCCUAUCAUUUUAUCAGUAUGGUCGAAGAAUCUAGAAAAACUGAUGCAAGUGUUAAGGAGGAGUCAAAAUGUUUGGGGAAUCCAUUGAGUAAAGUAAUGGAAAAUAUGUUGCAAGAAGGAGAGAGUUCUCAAUUGAAACUUCAAAUGAACAAAAGUGUCCUGCCGGCAAAACAAUUUGUACCAUUAAAAUUACCCAAAAGUUUUAAAAUAUUAUUGCCGGAUUCAAAUAAAGAUGCUGGAACAUCAAUACUGGACAAUCAAUUAAACAACGAUUUCAAGUGUAUUAUUUGCAAUAAAUUCUUUGUGGACAAGAAAGGAUUUUUUGAACACAAUAGGCUAAAACAUAAAGAAAUUGUUCCCUUUAAAUGUAAGCUGUGUAACUUUUACACCUGCUAUACGGAAAGUCUUUUCAAACAUUAUAAAAAGGCUCAUGGUCUAGAUAAUGUGAAACUUAACUUGUAUCAAACUAAACAGGUUAAGGAAAAAAAUAAAUUAUUAUAUAUUUUUCUAGAAAUAACUUAUAUAUGUCUGCAGUGUGACUUUAAAAGUUCUAGCCAAAGCCAUAUAGAUGAUCAUUUAUUAAAUAUACAUUUCAUAGACGAAGAUAAGGAUUUGUUUAUAAACAAUUUUUUCAAUUGCCCCUCUUGUCAUCGUUCAUUUAAUGAUCUUAAAUCGGCCAAAAUCCAUUAUAGCAUGUAUCAUAAUUGUUCCUAUAAAAGAAGCAACAGAUGUGCCAAUAAAAAAUAUGCUUGCGAAAAAUGUGGUAAAUUAUUUGAUUUAAAAUCUGGCUUAUUUUUGCAUAGACGUGUGUGUGAAACACGCAAUGAGGUUAAUUGUAACUUUUGUAAAUUAAAAUUUACCUCGGUCUUAAAAUAUGAAGAGCAUUUGCAGGCCAAACAUUUGGUGGCUAUUAAACAUGAAUGUGAAAUAUGUAGUAAAACAUUUAGUUGCUCCGAGUAUUUGACGGUUCACCGCAAACGCCACAAUGAGCGUUAUUACCAGUGUGAUUUGUGUCCCAAAAAUUAUAUUAGUAACGCUGAAUUAAAAGUGCACAAACAACGUAUACAUGCCAACAAAUAUUCCCAAAUGGCUCUCUUAAGAAGUCAUGAAAAUAAGAAGCUUACAAAACGUUGUUUUAAAUGUGCCUUUUGUGAGUUUAUGUCCUAUUCAAGUUUCUCUGUUAAAGUUCAUCAAUAUAAUCACACCGGCAAGCCUUAUAAAUGCCCACUGUGUCCCAAAGAAUUUGCCUUUCGCAAUGAUCUGAGACAGCACUGCGAAAGACAUCAUUCCCUUAGUAUAACCAAUGAUGAAAUGGCAAAAAUGUUUAAGCAAUCGAAUGGUUACAUCAGUCGUUUUGAUGCCUUUUCCAAACAGAAUAACAGCCUGGAGAUAACAGAAAUUAAUGAUUUGGAACUGGAAGGAGAACUAGAGGAAUUUGGUUUGACUCUGCAAGAUAUUAUGCAUGAUCUGUUUGACGAUGAAAAUAAUAAUAAAUUACCUUGA